Cercocebus atys (sooty mangabey) is the source of this 996-nucleotide messenger RNA. Its product is annotated as chromosome unknown open reading frame, human C19orf18. NCBI's taxonomy places the organism in Eukaryota, Metazoa, Chordata, Mammalia, Primates, Cercopithecidae. The transcript is spliced from 4 exons. The record is from RefSeq and is a predicted model, not a curated record. Bases 445 to 831 code for a protein of 128 amino acids.
UGCAAGCGAUCUGCCCUUGACCUCCUAAAGUGUUGGGAUUGCAGGCGUGAGCUACCGUGCCCAUUCCUUUUUUCCUGAACAUUUUCCAAGUGAGGUUGGUGGAAAUCACGGAUGGGGAACUACGCAUGCAGAGGGCUGACUGUAAUUGAUUUCUUUCUGCCUCCUCACUAAUCUGCACACUGCAGGCAGGGACCUAGUCUCAUCAUGCCUGCACCUCCAAGCACUGCCCUUUUACCCUGUAGUCUCCCCAUUGGUCAGCUUGGUUCCAUGAAGGAACUCCGUUACCACAGCAAGGACUGACCUCACACUGGUGGCUCCAAGUCACUGCCCAAACAUUCUGAAGGGAGUAGAGCUUGAUUGCUCAGAUAAAUAGAGGGCAGAUGCUGGACUGUAGCUGAGUAUUUCCUUUCAUCCAUAGGAUAAAAUGCUGAUAAUUUGAGAGUGAUGGACAAGGUUCAGAGUGGUUUCCUCAUUUUGUUUUUGUUUGUAAUGGAAUGCCCACUUCAUUUAUGCUUGCCGUUUGCAGAUGGACUCCAUCCCACUAGAAACGUAACAGGCUUACCAGGCAAUAAACAAUCACAACCACCCAGAAACAUCACCAAAGGGCCCAAAGUGUUCUCUCGUAAAACCCAGUUACCUGGGAUUCAAGGGGCUGCGUCAAGAUCCGUGGCGGCGUCACCUACGAACCCCAUGAAAUUCCUGAGGAAUAAAGUUAUUAGAUCAAAAAGAAGGAAAAAUAUGAAGAAGAAGAAACUGAGGGAAGAGAAAAACUCAGUAACACAAAAAGAGACAAAGAAUGCGUCACAUAAUGGAAAAAUGGAAGAUUUGUGAACACAGAUGACAGAGGUGCCGGCUGAGGCAGAGGAGAGACUAUGGGGGUGCUGGGAGACUGAGCCCGUGGGCGUGGCUUGCUCCCAGAGAACCUUGUGGAAGAGGACAUCAAAGAAAAAAACGCCAAACGUGCAUCCCAGAAAAUAAAGCCAUAUGAUAUAGCAA